This is a messenger RNA of Paraglomus occultum, 3477 nucleotides long. The record is from the annotation of a GenBank genome assembly. NCBI's taxonomy places the organism in Eukaryota, Fungi, Glomeromycota, Glomeromycetes, Paraglomerales, Paraglomeraceae.
AUGGCCAAAAAGAAGAAACGAUCCAAUCGUUUACUCCACAGAUUAGCAUCUCACGAACAAACAGCAUCUAACAACUCUUUCUCUAUACCCUCCUCAAUUAUCUAUAAUAUACUUUCUCAUCUUCCCCCCUCAUCUCCUUCUACACUUCCGACCCUCCGUUCUUGUCAACUUAUCAAUCACUCAUGGUGCGAAGCGGCCUUGAGAACGUUCUGGGAACAACCGUUUUAUUACAGUCAAAGCUAUAAAAUACUUGAAAAAUAUUUAGAAUGGAUUGGCGACGAGGAAUGGGAAAAGUUGGCAACGAUAGGCCUGUUUAAGCCAAAGUUUCGGAAAUCGAAUAACAGCCCCCCAAGAAAAAAGUGGAUUGACUAUCCAUCACUUAUAAAGCAUCUAGACUAUGUCGCAAUGUUAGAUGCUAGCCAUAACUAUAUCGAUCGGUUUGCUUCCAUCAUGGACGAAUCAUCUUCCAUUUCGUCUCCAGUAUCCGUUCUCAUGCAGUGUAUAUUUACACUAUUCCAACAUCACGGUGUACGAUUAGAGAGUCUAUCAAUGGACACACACUCCAGAGAUGUAUAUGAUAUUGAGUUUGACGAUGAAUACAUGAUAUUGGCGGUUAGAGAAUACGGUGAAUUGGUGGAGCAUUUAAAAAGGGUAGAGAUUAAGACUGGAUUUAAUAAGGAAAGAUUGUUCUUGUGGUUAGCAGGGAAUUGUCGAGAGUUGACUCACGUAGACAUAAACAUGCUGCGUGUACGCACGUACGCAAUGCAACAGAAUUGGGAUGAGAAUGCCUCUCUCUUCACCUUUCUCAAAUCUCAACGACACAUUAUUCACUUCCACCUUUCCAACUUUGACUCUGAUACAUCCGAAAUGGAGCUUAUAUCCCCCGCCAUAUCGAGUUUUUCCAAUGAGCUCUCAUCUCUUGUUUUCACUGACGUCGAUUUCCGAGGCUGUGGUCCUUUGGAUUCUAUUGCCGAGUGUGACAAUCUUCAACGGCUGUGGUUUGAGAAUGUAGAUAAUUUGGAUGAAGAAAUGGUUGAUCCCAUCGUUUACAAGAAAUGGGCGGCUUUAAAAGAUGUCGUGGCCUCGGGUGGUGUGUGCGGACGAAUUCUCGAAUGGAUCGAUAACCGUAAAAUGGCUGGUGAAAGCAGGGACGAGAAUAUGGGAUAUGGAGAAUUUGGGCAUGGCGGGUGUGGAGGUGAAGGGAAUUUCAAUAAUUUCUAUGGAGCGGGAAAAAUCGAGUUACUAUUCACCGUGUUAGGGUGUAUAGGAAUAGUUGGAUUCUUCUUAAUGAUUAUUUUAGUUUUAAUAUUUAUUGUGCUUCCGAGUACAAAACACAAUCCUGUUAUAAAAAAGAUAUUACUCCCAUUAGCAGUAAGUGUCCUAUUGUUCUCUGCUGCUGAUUUCUUCAGUAUAGACCAAAGGCGUACUCAGUGUGUUGAUGAAGUUGAGCCGGCAACGAUCCGUAACAAUAAACUGUGCGCCGCUCAAGCAUUUUUCGAACUUGCUGGCGCGUACGCCGUUGCUCUGUGGGCAAGCGUAUUGAUCAUUAACCUUCACAUGUUAUCAGUUUGGAGAUCUGAUUUUGUACUGAGGAAUAUCAAAUAUUUCCACGUACCCGUUUGGAUAAUGGUUUUUCUCGCAGCCUUUCUUCCGAUGAUGUUAAACCAAGUAGAAUCAGGAGGAUUUUGCUUUGUUUCUCAUAAGGCUACCCCAAUAUUCUACUACAUUCUCAGUUUCAUAUUUCCAGUAUGUCUUCUACAUUUGGUUACGUUAGCAUAUAUGGCAAAGGUCUCAAACAGAGCGAACAGUAGGCGAAAAGAGGCGAGAAUGUCUUUCUCAGAAGCGCAGGUGUUGUUUGUUCACAUAAAGCAUGUCAUAAAAGUGCAAUGGAGAGCGUUCAUGGGCGCGGCUUUUAUGCUGGUCGUAUACCUCACGGAUUUUUAUUUUACCUUUAGCACUCGUAAAUUUGUCAUCACGCCGAAUACCGUUUGGUUUCAACAAUGGGUCGAAUGUAUGGAACAAACAGGUGACCAGGAUGGCUGUGCAUCUUAUGCCAUCGUACCAUCUUUCGUUCUCCAAGUUAUCGUGCUCACUCUUAAUCGCAGUGUCGGAGUGGUUAUAUUCAUCAUAUUUGCGGGCAAAAAAAGUGUGUUCAAAGAAAUGAUUCGACUAAUAACAAGAAACCCUGGAGAGGAGUCUAUCUUAGGACUUAGUUCCAUUCCAGAUGUACGCGGAAGUAGGAUGUCUAGUAUAGCAAAACGAAGCAGGCUCGAAGAUUACGAGAGAGGGCGGUCGAAGGGGGGAAAGAAGCCAGAGUUGCGUAAAAUUGAUUACAAUCCAAGAAACUUGGAAGGUAGAAAAGGCGAACAAUCAAGAAUCAAACGUACAAACCGGAAACCUGGAAAUAAUAGAAGUAGACGCGAGACACGCGAAGCCAAAACGAGAGCAACGAAUAGCGAACCUGUAACAGAAAUAGUUGUAAACGCGGCUGUUUUACCACCAUUACCGAUCCCCGCUUCACCACCGCCAUCUUUGCCUACAUAUACACCGUCAAACCAUCCUCUAUUACCUCCUAAAUUACAUUUACCUCCGCCCCCUCCGUUUGAUCCGCCUACUUCGUUAUCGCCGAGACCGAGAAAGGCAUAUUCACCUGUUCAGUAUAUUGGCGACUCAAAUCCAACAGCUUUCCAACCUGUUAUUAUGCAAGCAACGGAUGUUACGUCUGCAGAUGUACAAAUUAGUUCGCCUAGUCAGAACGAUUACAGCACAGACUUAAAUACUUCGCAACCUAUGCAAGUAUCCGAUUUUACGUCAACGGAAGUUGAACAUACUGAUACGCUAGUUAGGUUGCCUGCUCAGCACUUUUAUGGCACAAGUUCAGAUGCUUCGCAACCUUCUCUUAGCCAAUUCUCGGACGUUCCGUCUAUAGAGGACCAAUAUACUGAUAUGCAAGUUAGUUCGCCCGCUCAGAACGAUUACGGCACGAAUUCAAAUGGUUCGCAACCUGCUCUCAAUCAGUUGUCGGACGUUCCCUCCACAGAGGUCCAAUGUACACAAGUUAGUUCGUCUGCUCAGAACGAUUACGACAAAAGUGUAAAUGCUUCUCCACCUGUUAUACGAGUGUCGGAUUUUACGUCACCGGAGGACGAAUAUACUGAUAUGCAAGUUAGUUCGUCUGCUCAGAACGAUUGCGGCACAAGUCUAAAUGCUUCUCAACAAGUGUCGGAUGCUACGUCACCGGAGGUCCAACAUACUGAUAUGCAAGUUAGUUCGUCUGCUCAGAACGAUUACGACACAAGUUUAGAUGCUUCUCAACCAGUUAUACAAGUGUCGAAUGUUGCGUCACCGGAGGACCAAUAUUCUGAUGUGCAAGUUAGUUCGGCUGCUCAGAACGAUCACGGCCAAAGUUCACAUACUUCACAUUUUUCUAUUAGUCAAUUGACGGAUGUUUCGCCAGUAGAGACUCAUACUAAUUAG